Messenger RNA from Verticillium dahliae VdLs.17, 690 nucleotides. RefSeq lists its product as uncharacterized. Bases 1 to 690 code for a protein of 229 amino acids. Lineage: Eukaryota; Fungi; Ascomycota; Sordariomycetes; Glomerellales; Plectosphaerellaceae. The transcript has a single exon. The record is from RefSeq and is a predicted model, not a curated record. Gene Ontology annotation, cellular component: outer membrane.
AUGUCCGCUUCAGACUACUACGGCAACAGCCAGCCCUCGUACGGCGGCCAGGCCCAAGGCUACCCCUCCCAGCCUCAAUAUGCCCAGCAGCAGCCGACGUACGCCCAAACCCAGGGCUACCCCUCUCAGCCCUCGUACGCCGGUUCUCCCGCCCCCUCGAGCAACAACAACAACCACCUAGCGCCCUACGGCGCGGCGCCGAACCCCAACUCGCGCCCCACGAGCGCCCAGUCCCAACACUCGUACGGCGGCGGCCAGCCCACCUACGCCGACCAGAACUCCUCCUACGGCGGCCACAACCAGCAGCAGUACCAGCAGCAGCAGCAACACAACCGUGACGGCCCCGCCGGCUCGGACGCCCAGUUCGGCGAGGACGGCGACCGCGGCAUCAUGUCCACCAUUGGCGGCGGCGCCGCCGGCGGCUUCAUCGGCAAGAAGAUCAUGGGCGGCAAGCUCGGCGCCAUGGCCGGCGCCGUCGUCGGCUCCAUCGUCGCCAACAAGGUCGAGGACCGCUUCAGCUCCAAGAACAGCCACAAGCAGUCCCACCACCAGCAGCAACACCACGGCAGCCAGUACCCGCAGCAGAACCAGUACAACCAGGGCUACGGUGCCCCGUAUCAGAGCCACCACGGCAGCAGCAGCAGCGGCGGCCUCAUGGGCUCCGUCCAGAAUCUGCUCGGCAAGCGGUAA